Monopterus albus (swamp eel) is the source of this 2703-nucleotide messenger RNA. RefSeq lists its product as uncharacterized. NCBI's taxonomy places the organism in Eukaryota, Metazoa, Chordata, Actinopteri, Synbranchiformes, Synbranchidae. The transcript is spliced from 9 exons. The record is from RefSeq and is a predicted model, not a curated record. Bases 355 to 1830 code for a protein of 491 amino acids.
CAGUCAGUGCUGCAGUUGCUGGUGCUGACUCAGGAGAAGGAGAGGAAGCACUUGGUGAAACUGGUACAUGGGGUCUCCCUGGAGGAUUUGCAAUGGGAGGGUUGCACAGUUCCUCCAAAAGAGGAUAGCAAUAAGCAAGCUGCUUUAAGAAAUGGCUGUAUAAAAAGACUGAAGCAAAUUCAUGCCAGCCUGCAGACACACGUUCAGUCCCAGCACCAACCUCAAUUGCAGGCCCAAAUAAGCAGUAAAUCAGAAACAUGGUCCCAGUGGCAGCUGGAAGACUCUGCACUGCUCCUCUUGACUCAUCUGCUGGAGCUUCACGAGGUCCAAGCUUCUGUAUUACUGCCAGUACUGAUGGACAUGAGUGCACAGCAUCUCCAAGUUCUACGAGACAAAUACAAAUCUGAACUUCAAGCACAGGACUAUACCAACCUGCUCCAACUCUUGAUCUCAGACGCCCCUCUUACUUCAGGCUUUGUACCCACUCCUUGUCCACACUUGAUUGAAAACAGCAGCAGUGAGCAAAUGGCAACUGAGUUCUUCUGCAGUGUACCAGGAGAAGCCCAAAACAUCAGCGAUAGGUCAGCUAAAGCUCUGACAGCUGAUUCAGUCAGAGUCCAAGCUGCUGAUGGGACUGACAAACAGGACAUCUGUGCAGGUUGUGGAGUGGUCAUGGAGGAGCUGCCUUACCUGGAGAUAUUGUAUGUUUCUGAGGCAAGUAAUACUCAUCAGAAUCUGGCUGCAGAGAGAGGAGCCCAAGAGGAAGAAGAGGGCAGCACAACGAAAAGCCCCAAGAGCUAUGAGAAACAAGGCUCGCUGAUACCCCUUGCUUGGAGCAAACCACCAGACAAUGACAUAGACUGUGAUGCAAAGUCUGCAGAUGGUGACACAGGACAAAGACAGGAUGGUGACAGCAGCGUGGAGAUCCAAGGCCAGCUCAGUGACAAAAGCAGCACAGCUGAACACACACAGCAUGAUGAAGCCCUGAAGCCCACUUUGCUCCCAGCUGGCUCCCCAGUUCACCAUAUUGCACAGUCUGCGGGCCAACAGUAUGGCACAGGAGCACAGUUGACGUUGGAGGAGAGGCCAGUGGUUGAUCAACCACAGAAAGGAGAAGUUGUAUCUGAAAGUGACCGGCAAAUACACGCUUUGGUUGCAGAGCGCCCACAAGCUGUACAACUCCAUCUCUCUGUUGACCCUCCUGAGAUUAAGUCACACACUGAUGACCUCUGCUCUGGACUGGCCAAUGAGGCAGCUGAUGUAGGCAGAGAUGGUGCUGAUGCUGGAAUAUGGCCUGCUACAAAAGAGUCUGAGCUGCGGGACCUGAGUAGGCCUGGACCCGCUCACGCUGAGAAUCAAGAAUAUAAUUCACAAGCAGGAGUAGACUAUGGUCUCACAAAGAGGGGGGCAAUGAGGGAAUCCACACUGAUAGAGAGAGAGCAAGUCAGAGAACCAGUGUCUGCAAUGGAGAGAGAAAGGACGAUGCGUAACCUGGUGGACAUGCAAAGAAAGGUUGAACAGAGGCAGCAAAGAGCCAGAGAGCGACAACUGCUAAGGAUUCAAGAGCGUCUGUCAAUCAUCCGGAAUAGAAAGGCAGAGGAAGAUCUGCUUGGCCUGAAACACACAGACAGGCUGAAGCACCUCACACAAAAUCUACCACAGGAGGACAAGAACCAGCAGAAAACUGUUGUCAGAGAGCGACUGGAACAGCUGAAAAGAGAGCGCUCUUAUGUCAUGCAGUCCAAACGAGACAGAAAUACUGCAGGAUUUAAGGAGCUCCUGGGUCCAGUAGCUCUCCACAGCAGAGAAAGAGAGGAUGAGACAGAAUGAGAUUUAACAGCUGCUUAAUUUCAUGUGUCAACUUUGUCAGUCCCAUAUUCUUUCCAGCAGGGAGCCUCCCAUCACUAAAUAUCACAACAAAUGUCUGUUUUUUUACUGAUUCAAAUUCUCUUCAUCCACAUUGUUUCCCAUAGUAUUUUGAUGUGUUGAAGUAUAAUGCUGUAAACUUUGUAUAAAUGGUGGCUUUCCUGUUUGUCUGUGGUCACAUAGGUGCACAAAAAAUUACACAGUUCUCAACAAACUUAUAUUGACUGUUUAUUAAACAGUUCAUCUUGGCAAACAUAAGCAUCAACAGUAACGUCAUUUAUCAAUGACCCCCUUUAACUGCGUACACAUUAUCCCUGUGGCCUAAAUUACAUAUAUAGUAAGUCACAGAGGUGCAUGUUAACAGUCUACAGAGGUUCCAUAACUCCCCUUUAUAUGAACAUAACAUUUUUAUACUGGCACUGUUAGCCAAUUACCCACUUUUUUAAAGAAAUACUGUGACUACAGUACGAACGCUGCUGUAGACUGAAUGCACCUCAGGACUGGGGCUAUACUUAUUUACAGGUGUAUUGGGAUGGGAGUAUUGUAACAUGUUUAAGGACACAGCUUUUGGUAACAACUCUAUGACAGAAAGAUGUGUAUAAUACAGAGGAUUUGGUGUGGGCCCAGUGGUUUUCCUGCAAGAGCAGAGGAUUUCUCAGUCCUGGUGAACAGAAAAAGGCCGUCUAUAUGAGAUUGCCAGCAAAUAAACAUUCAGAUUUAGCUUUUUCCUCUUUAAUUUACCCUUUAUAGUGUCCACUCACACUGCAGUCAAAUACAAAGCAGAAAUACCUAUUGCCCUAAUAAGCCAAAACAUUCAACAGCAGCUCACACACACAC